Molecule: messenger RNA, 2000 nt
Organism: Gasterosteus aculeatus aculeatus (three-spined stickleback)
Lineage: Eukaryota; Metazoa; Chordata; Actinopteri; Perciformes; Gasterosteidae
Product: midnolin
Cellular component (GO): nucleus
Molecular function (GO): protein binding
Source: RefSeq, a predicted model, not a curated record
UCCGUCCCAGCCUGAAAGAGACCGACAGUAAAGCUGCUUCACACUGACCUCCGAGGAAUGAGGAGGAAGACCAAAAAACAAAAAGACUUCCUAGAUUCGAUCGAGCGACCAGAAUCUGGUUUGAAGUUUGGACCCUUCCACAGCCGAAUGGAGCAGCAGCGGGGUCUCUGUAGCUUCGCCCCGGGGUGCCAGGCUGGGGUCUCCCCCGGUCAGCCCACCAUGCGUUUGUCCAUCACCUCCACCGCCGGCGGCCCGGUGGAGCUCACCGUCCCCCGGGGAGAGAGCGUGGAGGGACUGAGGGCACAAAUCUCCCACAGGCUCCGGCUGCAGACAGACAGGAUCGUCCUCCUGUACAGAGACACGCAGCUGACUGCAGGGCAACUGUUGGACCUGGGGGUGACCGAUGGGAGCAAGCUGACCCUGGUCCCUGCCAUAGAGGCUGGUUUAGUGUGUUCCGCUGCCAGAGGUGAGAGAACUAUGAUGGACGUCUUAGAAAGUUUGACAGAAGUCCAGAUCAGCGACUUUCUGUCUGGCCGCUCCCCUCUGACCGUUAACCUGGGAAUCGGUGCCCACAUGAUGUACGUGCAGCUCCAACUGUCUGCACAGAACGUGGCGGAGCUGCAGCACCACCAGGAUCUGAGAGCUGGCGCCAGCGGCGACCUUCAGGCCGGCCUGCCCACCGGCGCCAGGAUGAGCCAACCCGACUUCUCCAACAAAACCGCAGGAUCCACUUCCCAAACCUCUACCCGGGUCCCAGACUCCUCCGACUCAACAUCCUCGAACAAAUUGAGAGCUGAAAGACCCAGAACUCCCGCCCUUCCUGAUCGGUCCCGUCCUGCUCAAUCCACACCCACGCCACCCCCCGUUAUUUCCACACCUCCUUUGCCUUCUGGUCAACAACCAGCAGCCGCACCAGUCCGCUCACAUGCUCCCACCGGCUCCGCUCCUGGCCCCCGGUGCCCAGCGUCAGCUUCAACCCCCAGAGAGGGUGAUAUUCCCGCCUCAUCCGCCGCAGAGCGGAGCAAGCAGCCAGGAGCAGUCAUAGAGAGUUUUGUGAGCCCCUCACCAGGCGUCUUGUCCGGGACUUUUACUGGCACUUUGGCGCCGUGCGGUCAGAGAGGCUUCAGCCAUCCUCGGCGAGGCAUCGGCAUCAUACUCCAGAUCUUCAACGACCUAAUCAGAGCAGCCUACAACCACCAGGGGUCUCAGCCUGUCCCUCCUCGUAAUCCCGACGGUCCUGAUUCAAACCCUCCAGGCGGCGUGCUGCUCCCAGCGGCGGAGGGGACGAGACAAGCGGAGGGCCAAACACCGGCCACCCAGAAGGCAAAGCUCCUCCGUCAAACUCAAGGUGAGGAGAGUCAGCUGACCGGCGCACCCACGCAGGAAAAUCAAACAUUACACUAUAAGCUAGAGCGCCUGCAGCUUUUGAUGAACCAGAGGCGUCUUCGUAGGCAAACCAGGAGGUACUUGCAAACGUCUCGGCCGUACCGGCACCAUCAACAUCGUCUCUAGUCUCCUUCACGGGAGAGAUCCACUCACUGUGAAAGAAGGGGCUGCUUUCUGCUCAGCAACCAAAGCUGACCUCUGAUCUCGUGGAACAGGUGAAAGAGAAGCAGCGUAAACUCAAAUGCCUUGGUGCUAUUUUGACAUGAAAGAAUUUCUGAAGAAUGUAAACCGAAAAGUCCCAAAGAGUCUGAUUCCUGUGGCUCUCACUGUGCCGAGCAUGUUAUUUAAUUUACAAUGACUCACAUUGUUAUGUAGCAUAUGCCAUAAAAAGGUUCCAACGUGUAUUUUCAUGUUAUACUGUACGUCUUGGUGUAUUGUUCAAUGACCUUUUACUGUUUGUUUGUUUGUUUAAGUACUUCAAUGCCUUAAAUGUACAUGUUUGAAUGUAAACUAUGUAAUGUUCUGUGCUUAGGAUGUCCCUAUGACAUGUUACAAUAUUACUAAUAUAUUCACAAGUCGAGCAAAUAAAGAAUAAAGGAAACAUUUUAAAAACA